UAUUGAACAACUUUGCAGGCUUGUAUUGUGUAGUUGAUGAAAAACAUCAAGUGCGUUUCUUGAUAAUUUGGGUUAUGUUUAUUUAUUUGUUUUCAAGAUGUAGUGCUGAAAUGAAGUUAUUAAAAUGAUUUCAACUUAAUUUACAGGAAGUGUGAAGCAGCAGAUCAGUAUGGCAGUGGUGGUAAAGAACACCGGUGUAGAGGAGAGUGAGCUGAUCUGUGGAGUCAGCAAUGAUUGUGUUGUCCUGCAGCCGAUGAAGAUGGAACCAGAGCCUGUUGGUUUCAUCAGUGUCAACAAUGGCAGCUACGACACAGCCACUAGUAUCGCAGAUCUUUACAAACCCUCGUACCAGCAACUCACCUCCUUCCAGCCGUACUCGCAGUUGGAGGAGUACGAGGGGGGACCGAGUGAGGGGGGUCCAGCAGAAGAGAGAGCAAGUGAACAUUCAUCCUCUACACUGUCAGUCCCAGUACAAGACUACUAUGAGAUUCAGGUAGUGGAAGAGGAGGUGGUCAGUGAUAAUUGGAAUGUGGACCAUACAGAGGUGGUGGUAGAGGAUUCUAAACCGCAGGUGGACAGUGGCACGUCUGCGGCAGUAGACGACGUGGAGAUACCGCUGCCUCAGGACCAAGAUCUCUACUCACAGAUGCACCCUUACCCUUGCGACUUCUGCAGCCGUCGCUUCAGUAAAAAGUCCACCCUGAUGAGUCACAUGAUCUCGCACCAGACAGAACGUCCGCAUGGAUGUAACUUGUGUGGAGCACGAUAUCGGCGCAAGUGUGAUCUGGUGAACCACAUGAAGAUCCACGCGUAUCCGCCGCCACGAACUGCACUGGACGAGGAGGAGGAAGAGACACGCAGUGCGGCUGAAGGUAAGGGUCGACGGAAGAAGGCGCAGUCUCUGGCUCCGAAGAAGAACAGUUUCAGCAGUGACCUGAGUGACAACCUGGAGUUCCGAGAUGAGAAGAAACCUGGUAAGAAUAACAAGAAGGUGAGCAAGAGCUUGCCACCAAAGUCAGUCAGCUACGUGGAUGAGGACAUGAGGCUGUUGACGGAGAUGUCCCGCAAUUCCGACAUAGUGAACCGUACCCCGCGAUGGCCCGUCGUCGACCAGUCAAGGCCCUACGUGUGUCAGCAUUGCGGUGUCGGUUUUGCCAGAGAAAAGGCGCUGGGGUCUCACUCUCGAAUUCAUGGAGGUGACUCACCCUUCGAGUGUGACGUCUGUGGAGAAAUGUUCUGGGAUGUGAGCUUACUGCGGGAACACGCACGCAGCAAACAUCCGCACUUGGACACCACACAGGGAGACGCAGUGUACACCGGUGACGAUCGGUUCGGCAACUUCUUCUGUGAGACCUGUGGUGUCUCCUUUCAGCGGCUAGAUCUGCUGAAGAAACAUCGCAGGAGCCAUCUGAAGACUGAGCCAAUGCAGGAAGUAGGAGACGAUGACCACGUGUGUACCGUCUGUGGGCAGUUCUUUGAGAACGCAUCGGAGUUGCGCACACAUGCAGAGACUCAUGCGACCGAGAGCCAUCGUUGUAUGGCGUGUGGUGCACGGUUCUCACAACCGGCCGAGCUCAGCGAACAUGUGCGCACUUCUCACACCGACCACACCCAGGACACCACUUGUACUCAGUGUGGCAAGGUGUGUAAGGACCGACGAGCACUGGCCAAGCACGCUUGCGCUCACUCCGAGAACCGCAGCUUUCCCUGCUAUUCUUGCAACAAGCGUUUCCACAGUCGAGCACGACUCCGCAGACACAUGGUGAGCCACAGAGACAAGGCUGUGUCGUGCUCGGACUGCGGAGAGGAGUUCCCGGAUGGGCGUGCGCUGCUGUCUCAUCGUCACGCACACACGGCUCCCAGUUCUCAUGCUGCACGCUCAUUCCCAUGCCAUGACUGUGGCAAGACCUUCGGCUCACGCAGCUCCCAGCAGAUACACGUCCGUAUACACACUGGUGAGCGGCCCUACGGCUGCCGAUUCUGCUGGAAGGCGUUUGCUGAUGGUGGGACUCUGCGCAAACAUGAACGUAUUCACACAGGGGAGAAGCCUUAUGUCUGCCCUGUAUGCCCUAAGGCUUUCAACCAGCGGGUGGUGUUGAGGGAACACAUCCGAGCCCACCACUCCGGCUCGGACUCCAAGGUGAACUCCUGCUACGAGUGUAAGGUCUGCGGCUAUCUGUUCUCCUCGUCCAGUGAGUUGUGUGUCCACCUGGUGCAACACAGUGAUGAGAACACGGCCAAGCACCGGAUGCCGACCAUGGGACCACGGAAGUACAAGCGUCGCCGCAAGCUGGGCCCCUCCUCUCCGGCCAAGACCUCCCCCGGCCUGGACUACGAGUCCACGGACUCCAGUGACUCCAUGGUGGAGAAGACCAAGAAGAUCAUCAAGAAGAAGUACAGUUACGACUCCCCACCGCCCACACAGGACCUGGGCAGAGAAGUCGUCCAGUCGUUCGAGAACGCGAUACAGAAUAUCAGUUCUAUGGUGCGAAGUGAACCAAAAAAACAAAAAUUGGAUAAAGCGUUAAAAAAGCACAAAACAAAAGCAUUGUCGAAAUUGACCAAGUUAGCUCGCAUCGAGAAACGGGCCAAGGCGGCGAAGUUGUUAAACAACACGAGUUACGCUUCCAAGUACGUCGUUUCUCGUCCGGACGACAUGAGGCCGGUGGACGGGCAAGUGCGGCCGAGAACCAAGAACGUGACAUUUCCGGUGUUGGAGGACAGUCUGGAGACCAUUCUCAACGGAUCUGACGCGAUUCGCAACCGACCGCGCACGAAAAACGUCAACUACCACAACAUGAAGGUGACGAAGCUUGAGCCGGCCACGUUCCCUCUGACCAAGUCGAAAAACAAGAAGACGAGAGUGAAGAAAACGUUCAUAAAGAAGGAGAAGACAAAGUCGAGUCCGAGCAGUAGUGUCCUGAACGGUUCCAAGGAAAACGAGAUCGGUGACAGUAAUUUGGUGAGUGAGGAGAAACUGGAGACCUGUAUCGUGGACGACUUCAACAUCGAGGGAGUUCACAACGAGUUGAAACCGGAGGAGAUGCCACAGAGAAUCGAACCGGUGACUAUCAAGACGGAGGUGGUGAGUUGUGAGAUCUGCGGCGUCGGUUUCGCCGACAGGUCCGAACUGCUGGCUCACAUACGAGUACACAUAUAGUGGCACGCCAGGACUUAGACACCCAGUGUCUGAGUUUCGGGCCGCCACUACUGUAAUAUACUGUACAGAUAACAAAUACUGACUCUUCAGAGUGUAUUUUUAUUAUUUAAAUACUAAUCUAUUGACUGUGUCAUAUUUGAAUAUAAGAAUCUUUUAUUUAUGUUACUCCCACUGUAUAGUAUAAUUAUUGUAAAUGUUAUCUACAAAAUAUGUUUAAUGAGAGUAAUAAAUAUCUGGAGAUCAUAGCAUAUAAAGAGAUGUGUAGAGUAAUAAUGAUGUCUUAAAAAUAUUUUUACAUCGUAGUGUCUUGUAUAUCGAGGUGAAAUAAUAUUUCUAAUUGUUAACUUGUAACUGAAGUGAUGUUGUUUAAUAAAUAGUUGGUCACAUUUUUAUAAUGUUGAUAAUAGUAAUUUCUAUUUGCACUGAGCAGUUCGAUUUGUUGACCUGUAGAUUGCACUUCUAGUCACCGUACAUCGGUUGCUAAUCGUAAUAAAUGUUCUGUAUCUAAUUAUGUAAUAAAACGAUGAACUUAUCGAGUUCCUAGUUGUUUUCAUCAAAGUUCAACUUACAGCUUUAAAAUAUUUCCUUGUUCCAAUUAUUUUUCAUUUAUUCGAGUUAACUUAUCACUUGUUAAGUUUUACUUUAAUGUUAUUUUUACCUCUCAUUCCACCCUUGAUUCCUUGUAUUUUUUUAUUAAUUAGGAGUAAUGCUAUCGAUUAUAGAAAAUAUAUUUGUUUUGAGUUUGUAACUUUUAAUAAAUUUGUGUUUUUCCUGAAUCGUUUACUUAAGUUCAUGCUACAAAAUGACUGUCUUUCACUGUGGUACCGUACGUUGGAGAACCUACUCAGUUUGUUUCAUCAUACAGUAAGAUAUUGGUGAGUUAAGUUAUCUCAUAAACUGCUUGUAAUUAAUUUAUAUUGUACAGAGAAGUUGUUGUUGUUAUUUUAUUUUGCAUGUGGUAGAAAAUGGAGUGCAUGAUGUAUAUUUGUUUUAUUUCCAAUACACCUUUGAAACUGA
Molecule: messenger RNA, 4177 nt
Organism: Homalodisca vitripennis (glassy-winged sharpshooter)
Lineage: Eukaryota; Metazoa; Arthropoda; Insecta; Hemiptera; Cicadellidae
Product: zinc finger protein 16
Source: RefSeq, a predicted model, not a curated record